UUGUUCCCGUCUUGUUGAGACUUGACUUCAUCGUACUCAGAGGAAGUAUGGCUGGUCAAAUCACACGUCGGCCUAAUGGUAAAAAAACAAAAUCCCAACGAAGUUGAUGAAAACGACAGUACAACUCAGGAAAACGGGCUUUUCAGAGAGCACGUGAAUGCGUCAUUACUACAGCUAGCCUGAUGCCGGUGAAAGUGCUCCACCCUGAAACAAUAAAUCAACAGUUAAACACUUCGUUUAAAACAUGUCCGGGACAUUAAACGGAUCCAAGCAGCCCUUAAGAAGUUACACACCAAGCUUAGAAACUGUGUAACAGUUUUUAAACAACAUUCAGCCUGAAAGCUGACGAAGGUUUGAAGCUAUCGUUUGCUGUUUAUGACAUGUUACUCGGGUAUCUGUGGAAACUAACCUGAGCUCACAGGAUUAGCCGUCUUGGAUUAACUCUAAUCUGAGGGGUGAAUGGCCGUGAAGAGGUGAACCAGGUCCUCGCAGUCUGGACUGCUGUAAAGGAUGCUCCAGGGGCCGUACAGCAGCCUGGACCGGGACCGGCCCCUCAUCAGGGUCCAGGUCCCCAGCUUUGCCGUGGGGACGGUCCUGCUCCCUCUGACCGGCCUCAUCGCCUGCCUCUUCAUCUCACUCGUGUACCACUUUGAAGUAUCAACGUUCACACACUGCCGAGUAUCAAACUACCUCCCGUCCAUCAGCGCCGCCAUCAGCCUGGUGCCAGAGCGCUACGUCUGGCGCUGCUGCAUCGGCCUGCACUCUGCGCCGCGCUACCUGAUGUCCGCUAUCUACUUCCGCUUCUACCGCGGCCGCUUUGAGAAGCUGCCGGAGCAGCUGCUGAGCGGCCUCGCUCUCCUCUGCAGCCUCGCCGAAAACACCGGCCUGCUGCUGCUCACAUACGUGUCGUCCACAGAAACCUACAGUGUUCAUAAAUAUUCUUUCGGUGUGUUCAUUGGGAGCUCACUGCUGCACAUGCUCAUUACCUGCAGACUGUGGCAGGUGAUCAGGAGACACUAUGUGAACCCAGAGGAAGUGACAUCAUACCGCUGGAAGCUGCGUCUCUUCCUGUUUAACAUCAGCUGUUGUGGGGCUGCCGCUUAUUUCUUCAGACGCCACAACAAGUAUUGUGAGUCAGGAGUCUACACGCUGUUCGCCCUCUGUGAGUACCUGGUUGUCCUCUCGAACAUGGCCUUCCACAUGACAGCCUUCUGGGAUUUUGGGACCAAAGAGGUGCUCGUGGCCACGCCCCCUGAGGGCAAGAGAUACUGAUCUGUAAACAGGGGAAGAGAAACGCUCCAAUCGGAUGCCUGGACUUUAUAUUUCACGCAAUGUGAGCUCAUAAAGGCGUCAUGGACAUUAUGAGAGAACUGAUACUGAUGCCUUUUAUUCUAACUGCAGGUGAGAUUACACUCUAUCAUUCCAAAAGCACCUGUGCGCUUCUGACUGCUCUGUAGAGAGUACAAACAUCUGUUUUAGCGGCGUUGACAUGACAUUUUCAAGCACACAAGGACAGAAACAGACGAUAUGGGAGGUAUUUGAACCCCAAAAUAUAAGUGUUAAAAUUUCCCUUAGCUUGAACUUUUAACAAACACAUCUUGGUAAGUGGGAUACAUUUGUAAGCAAAGUAUGGCUCUAGCUAACUAGGCUAGCCCAAGCAUUACCUGAUAACUGAGCCUUACUAAGUAAAGUUCUUACUCUUUGCUGCUCUUCAGGAUCCACCCUCUUGUCCAAAUACGGUCAUCAGGAAAUCCAGUCACAGUUACAGCCUUACAAAGAGCGAAAAUCUGUCGGUCAUUAAUCGAAGAAAAAUAAAAACAAUUUAUUUGUGUCAUCUU
Molecule: messenger RNA, 1838 nt
Organism: Notolabrus celidotus (New Zealand spotty)
Lineage: Eukaryota; Metazoa; Chordata; Actinopteri; Labriformes; Labridae
Gene: pgap2
Product: post-GPI attachment to proteins 2
Exons: 6
Coding region: 511-1272 (253 amino acids)
Biological process (GO): GPI anchor biosynthetic process
Cellular component (GO): Golgi membrane; endoplasmic reticulum membrane
Source: RefSeq, a predicted model, not a curated record